Messenger RNA from Branchiostoma belcheri (Belcher's lancelet), 2035 nucleotides. RefSeq names its product mucin-3A-like. The transcript has 2 exons. The coding region runs from base 1 to 1935 and encodes 644 amino acids. The record is from RefSeq and is a predicted model, not a curated record. Lineage: Eukaryota; Metazoa; Chordata; Leptocardii; Amphioxiformes; Branchiostomatidae.
AUGACUCAAGAGCAAACAACGGCUGUGAUUUCCACAAAACCGUCAUCUACAGACUCUGACACGACGGUGAUUAAUACAGAAGAACCGACUACUUCUAACGGAGUUUCAACAGUGGGGUCAUCCACAGAGUCACCAUCUACCGUGCAGAACGUCCUUUUCACAAUCUUUGAGUCGACAACAGCACUAUCCGCAACUGAAGAACAAACAGUAGCUGUGACAACCACUGAGCCGCCAACUACAGACUCUGACACGACGGUGCUUAGUACAGAAGAGCCGACUCCUGCCAGAGUUUCAACAAUACAAUCAUCCACACAGUCAUUAUCUACUGUGCAGGGUUCGACAGCGAAUCCCACAACAGAACAGCCUUACACUACUUUUAAAACUACAACAGCAGUAUCUACAACUAAAGAGCAAACGUCGGCUGGGGCAACCACUGAAUCGUUAACUACAGACGCUGACACAACCUUGCUUAGUACAGAAGAACCGACUACUUCGGACCGAAUUUCAACAGUGGAAUCAUCCACACAGUCAUUAUCUACUGUGCAGGGGUCGACAGCAACUCCCACAACAGAACAUUCUUUCACUACCUUCGAACCGACAUCCUUACUUUCGACAACUGAAGAGCAAACUACUGAUGUAAUUACCACUAAACCGUCAACUACAGAAGAACCGUCUACUACGGCAUUUCGCACAACAGAACGUCCUCUCACAAUCUUUGAGUCGACAACAGCACUAUCCUCAACUGAAGAGCAAACAAUAGGUGUAACAACCACAGAGCCGUCAACUACAGACUCUGACACGACGGUGCUUAGUACAGAAGAACCGACUACUUCGGACGGAGUUUCAACAAUACAAUCAUCCACACAGUCAUUAUCCACUGUGCAGGGAUCGACAGCGAAUCCCACAACAGAACAGCCUUUAACUACUUUUGAAACUACAACAGCCGUAUCUACAACUGAAGAGCAAACGACGGCUGUAACAACCACUGAAUCGUUAACUACAGACGCUGACACAAUCGUGCUUAGUACAGAAGAACAGACUACGUCGGACCGAGUUUCAACAGUGGAAUCAUCCACACAGUCAUUACCUACUGUGCAGGGGACUUCAGCAACUCCCACUACGGAGCAGCCUUUCACUACCUUUGAACCGACAUCAUUAUUUUCGACAACUGAAGAGCAAACUACUGAUGUAAUUACCACUAAACCGUCGACUACAAAAGAACAGUCUACUACGGCAUUUUCCACAACAGAACGUCCUCUUACAAUCUUUGAGUCGACAACAGUACUAUCCGCAACUGAAGAACAAACAAUAGGUGUGACAUCCACAGAGCGGUCAACUACAGACUCUGACACGACGGUGCUUAGUACAGAAGAACCGACUACUUCGGACGGAGUUUCAACAAUACAAUCAUCCACACAGUCAUUAUCUACUGUACAGGGGUCGACAGCGAAUCCCACAACUGAACAGCCUUUCACUACUUUUGAAACUGCAACAGCCGUAUCUACAACUGAAGAGCAAACGACGGCUGGGGCAACCACUGAAGUGUUAACUACAGACACUGACACAACCGUACUUAAUACAGAAGAACCGACUACUUCGGACAGAAUUUCAACAGUGGGGUCAACCACACAGUCAUUAUCUACUAUGCAGGGAUCGACAGCGAAUCCCACAACAGAACACCCUUUCACUACUUUUGAAACGACAACAGCACUAUCUACAACUGAAGGGCAAACAACGAAUAUGUCAACCACUGAACCAUCAACUACAGACUCUGACACAACCGUGCUUAGUACAAAAGAACCGACUACUUCAGAAGGAGUGUCAACCAUGAGGCCAUCCACACAGACGUUGACUGCAUUUUCCACAACCAAGCGUCCUUUUAGUACUUUUGAAACAACAACGGAACUAUCUACAACAGAGGAGAAACGACAUUGACAACCUCAAAACCCUCAACAACUACAGACUCUUUCACAACGGUGCUUAAGACUGAAAAACCGACUACUUUGGACGGAGUUUCAACAAUUGGAACCUCCAC